Cricetulus griseus (Chinese hamster) is the source of this 771-nucleotide messenger RNA. NCBI's taxonomy places the organism in Eukaryota, Metazoa, Chordata, Mammalia, Rodentia, Cricetidae. The record is from RefSeq and is a predicted model, not a curated record.
AACCCGAGUAGCCUCCCUGAGAAGAUGUCACCCAUCCUGAUUCUCCUGACCUUUCUUCUGCCACUUGGUGCUGGUGCAGAGGAGAUCAUCGGGGGCCAUGAGGUCAAGCCCCACUCCCGUCCCUACAUGGCAUUUAUUCUAUCUGUGCGUGAUGAUGGGAAUAAGAGUUUCUGUGGAGGCUUCCUGGUUCGAGACAACUUUGUGCUGACAGCUGCUCACUGCCGGGGAAGCUCAAUGAAAGUCACUCUGGGAGCCCACAACAUCAGGGCACAGGAGAAGACCCAGCAGAUCAUCCCUGUUGCAGAAGCCAUUCAACACCCUGACUAUAAUUCUAAGAGCCGCUCCAGUGACAUCAUGCUCUUAAAGCUGCAGACGAAGGCCAAGAGAACUAAGGCUGUGAAGACCCUCAAGCUUCCAUGGCGCAAAGUCCAUGUGAAGCCAGGGGAUGUGUGCUCCGUGGCUGGUUGGGGAAUGAUAGCCCCAGAAGGCAAAUGUGCAAACACACUUCAAGAGGUGGAGCUGACAGUGCAGAAGGAUCAGGAGUGUGAGGCCCGCUAUCCAGGUUAUUACAACAAAGCCAUUCAGAUAUGUGUGGGGGACCCUCAGAUCAAGCGUGCUGCCUUUCGGGGGGAUUCUGGAGGUCCUCUCCUGUGUAAGAAAGUGACUGUGGGCAUCACAUCCUUUGGAAAAAAAGAUAGUUCAACACCUGAAGUCUUCACCAGGAUCUCAAGUUUUCUAUCCUGGAUAAAGAAUACGAUGGAACAUAGCUAA